Messenger RNA from Sphaerodactylus townsendi, 3286 nucleotides. RefSeq names its product SET and MYND domain containing 4 (gene SMYD4). The coding region runs from base 281 to 2623 and encodes 780 amino acids. The record is from RefSeq and is a predicted model, not a curated record. The transcript is spliced from 11 exons. Gene Ontology annotation, molecular function: protein binding. Lineage: Eukaryota; Metazoa; Chordata; Lepidosauria; Squamata; Sphaerodactylidae.
GAGCACCCGCGAAGCUCCGCCCUACGCGGCGCCGGCGUCGUGGACGUCACGCGCGCGGUUCAUACCCCGGAUGCACGAGGCGAUCGUGUAGAAGGGGAGGCCUGCGCGCGUGCGCGACCCAGAAACACGAGCCAGACGUCAGGCCGGUCCCUGCCCGGAGAGGAGUCGAGGUGCGGGCGGGGCCGUGGAGAAGCUCUCUGCGUAUGCUCAGGAGUACUCUUGAUCAUGAUGGUGAACGACCGCUUUCGGUGCGUGAUUCCUGUUUGCUCUCUGGCUGAUCAUGGACCUCCCUGUGGAACAAUGGAAGUCUUAUGUUAAGCAGAAAUGGAUUUCCCUGGAGCCAGCCCUGAAAGAGAGGUUUUGCCCUGCUCUGUCGCUCCAGGAUUGCUUUCUGCUGGUCUCGUCUUUGUUUCAGCCUGAGGAUGAAGAAUACUUGAGCAGCCUGGCUAACAACUACUGUGUGAAGAAAGAUCCUCAAAUGGCGCUGUUCUACAAAACAGAAGGGAACCAGAGAUUUCAGAAGAAGAAGUACCAAACAGCAGGGAUGCUCUAUUCCAAGGCGUUGUCCCACACGGAGGUCAGCACUCCAGAAAGGGCCGUGUGUUAUGCCAACCGCUCAGCAGCCCUUUUUCACCUGGAUCAGUUUGAGUUGUGCCUGGAAGACAUCGAGAGAGCUCUGGCAGAGGGCUACCCACACCAGCUGCGCCAUAAGGCCUUGCUGCGGAAAGUGGAAUGCCUCCUUUCUCUAGGGAGAGCUGGGGAAGCGACCGACGUUCUCUGCUAUUUGGAGCGUGAAGUAACAGCAGACCAGAGCUCUAACAACCAGCAGGUGCUGCUUGGUAAACUCAGUCAGCUGAAAGCAAAAGCUAGCAAAGGGAACAGCUUUGUCGGUCAGCCCACCAUGGCCAGCAAAACCCAGGAGGCCCUUGAGCCCUUGGAGGAAAACCACAGGAUUUCGUGCGCCUCUGUUGCAGUGAGCUUGCAAAUGUCCCCGAGGAAAGGCCGCCAUUUGGUUGCAGACAGGGAUAUUCUGCCUGGGGAAAUCUUAGUGAAGGAAGAGGCGUUUGUCAGCGUGCUGCGCCCGGGAGAAGGCCUCUUGCUACAAGGCAGUGCUGCAAAGACACUAGACAAGCAGUUUGACAGCGAAGAUCUUCACUGCCACCGUUGCUUGAGGCGGUUGCUGGCUUCUGUCCCCUGCCAGGGCUGCAGUUACGCCAAGUACUGUAGCCAGACGUGUGCGCAGCUAGCGUGGGAGGAUUACCACCAGAGAGAGUGCUCCCUUGGCGGACUUCUCCUCGCGCUGGGAGUUUUCUGCCACGUGGCCUUCCGAACUGUGCUGGUGGCCGGCUCUGCGGAGAUUCGUGCUUUAGCCGGGCAGUCGCGCCAAGAGGCUCCCGAGGAGCCGGACUUGGCCUCCGUGCCAGGUUGUGAUGCUGACAGGCGGUACCGUAGCUCCUACCGAGCUAUCUUCAACCUUCUGCCUCAUGCCGAGAAGCAGAGCGCAGAAUCCCUGUUCCUCUGCAGCCUGAGCGUGGUGGCCUUGUGCAAGAGACUUGGAGAGGCCAGCCCAGCAGCUCCGGUCGCGGGGACGAGCACAUCUAAGAGCCGGGCAGGAGCAUCUCCUGAGCUGAAGAUUUUGGGGGAGGCCAUGCUGAAGCACGUGUUGCAGCUGCGGUGCAAUGCGCAGGCUGUGGUCACGGUGCGCGAGUCAGGAUCUGGAGACAAACCCGUUGCUAGCAGUGAGCAGGUAGCCCUCGCCGUGGCACUCUUCCCUGUUCUCAGCCUACUGAACCAUUCUUGUGACCCGAACACCAGUGUGACUUUCAGCAGCAGCACCGCUGAGAUCAGGGCAUCGCGGGCAAUUGCUGAAGGGGAAGAGAUUCUCCACUGCUAUGGACCCCACAAGUGCCGGAUGGGGGCAGCCGAAAGACACAAAGCGCUCCUUGAGCAGUAUUUCUUCGAAUGUCAGUGCCAGGCCUGCCUGAGUGAGCUGGGAUCCCGUGCCAGGAGGGGAGCGUCCCUGCACAGAGCCUUCCGUUGCCCUGACUGCCAGGCACCACUGCAGGGGGAGAGCAUGCUGCGUUGUUCCCGUGGGGCCUGCAACGUCCUGAUCCCUGAAGUGGACUUUCAGCUUGAGUUAUAUGAACUCCAGCAGCUAAGCAAGACAGCCCAGGAGAUGCUUGAAAGCGGCCAGCCUGAUAAGUCGUUGAAGCUGCUGAUGAUAUGCAAGAAGGAAGCUGAAAGACUCCUCUGUCCAGAGCACUUGAUGAUGGGCGAGAUUGAGGAUCACUUGGCACAAGCAUACGCUACCCUGGGAAAUUGGCAAGAGGCAGCGAGGCAUCUGAGGAGCAGCAUACAGACUGCAGAAGCCCAUUAUGGGCCCUCCAGUAUCGAAGUUGGUCAGGAGCUCUUCAAACUGGCAGAAGUCCUCUUUAAUGGGUGUGCGGUGCCAGAAGCCUUGAAUACCAUACAGAAGGCUGAAAGGAUUUUGUCUGUGCAUUUGGGUCCCCAGAGCACCCAGGUCCGGGACCUGCUAGAGAUGAAAGCCUGCCUCGAACAAUCAGUGGGCGCCUACCUUGCAAAAGGAGGGUUGUGGCCCGCAAACACACACCCCAUGCAAUGAAGCUCAGGGAACGGAGCAGGAGAGAUGACCCUUGUCCUUUCUUAGGGCAGGAAGAUGCACCAAUCAAUCCUUGUGUUGUUGACUGCAUGGCGUAGAGCCCUCUCUCCAAAAACAGUGAAGACUGCAACCAUCACAGAUGACAUUCGGAAGAUGGGAGCAGUCUAUUGUACCCACAGAACUGGUGGUAUCCCAAGCACUGGGUGGGGGGCUGGAAAAGUCAGGGGACCCUUCCUGCAGCUAUAGAAUAGUUUGACUCUUGUGGGAGGGGAGGCUGAGUUUUUUUGGGGGGCGGGGGAGGCUGAGGUUUCCCAAUCAGAAGGCUGGAUGGUAUCUUUUAGAAAAGUCAUUCAAUAUUUGGUGUGAGCCGGAGGUUGCAGGUGUCGGUUUAUGUUCUGGGGUCGUCUCUCCUUCUGGCAGCAAAUCGUUUGCAGCUGCAAGGGUGUUGCUCCGUCAUGCACACCCUGGCUUGUGCCAGGAACUUCUACCGAACGAUCGUUCACAUGUGCGAACCCGCAGAGACUCGUGAUUCACUGGCCAGAGGCACGCUCUUGGGAUCUGGUGGAGAAUGUUGCAUUUAUUACCCUUCUGAAGGUGGUCCCCCUGGAUGCUACAACCAGAGAUGACGCAAAAGACACAAUAAAAUAAAGAGAAUUGUGGCCCAUA